AUGGAGCCCCUCAUCUCCGGCAAUCUCACCUCGCCUGCCCUUGCCAGCAACAUUAGGUCUGGUGACCUAGACCGAGAAAACUCAGAGGCUUCGGAGGAGUGGUGGCACUACUCAAAUCACAGCAACAGAAAGUCGGAGACUGGAAUGGGAGAAAGAGAAAUAGAAAUCGAGAAAUCGACUUAUACAGUAAAUGGGGAAGAAUCGAUGAUGCACGCAACAUGUUUGAUAAAAUGCCUCAUCUGCCACUGGAACAAAACUGUACGGACAAUUCCAAUCUCUCGCAAGAAAGAAGAAAGAAGUAGCAAGCGAUCACUUUUGAUCGAGAAGGAAAGAAAAUUGAAGCAAGUUGGAGCUGAUGCUGAUGAAGAUAGAAUUGAAUUACUCUUGUCGGAGGUUAAGGGUAAAGAUAUCACCGAAUUGAUUGCAUAUGGAAGGGAGAAGUUGGCUUCUGUUCCUUCAGGUGGCGGUGGUGGUGUUGCAGUUGCCGCCACAGGUGGUAGUGGUGCUGCUCCCGCUGCAGCUGCUGCAGCUGAGCUAAAGAAAGAGGAGAAAGUUGUAGAGAAAGAAGAGUCCGAUGAUGUUAAAAGGAAGUCUCUUCCUCAUCCAGAAAGACCAGAUCGUCUUCGAGCAAUUGCUGCCAGCCUGGCAACUGCAGGUGUGUGUGAUUCCUUCUCUUUUGUAAAUUCUCAUUUUGAAGGAAUGGAAUGA
Messenger RNA from Lactuca saligna, 708 nucleotides. The record is from the annotation of a GenBank genome assembly. NCBI's taxonomy places the organism in Eukaryota, Viridiplantae, Streptophyta, Magnoliopsida, Asterales, Asteraceae.